Thlaspi arvense is the source of this 1086-nucleotide messenger RNA. NCBI's taxonomy places the organism in Eukaryota, Viridiplantae, Streptophyta, Magnoliopsida, Brassicales, Brassicaceae. The record is from the annotation of a GenBank genome assembly.
AUGAGUCUCUCCGGCGCCGUCAAAGCCAAAAACUCUACUCUCGUCUCCUGGCUGCGAUUCUCCUCCUUUUCCUCCGCCGCGUCGUCGUCCACAGUCUCCUUGAAUCCAAGUGGACGAUUACAGCAAACUCUCGCGGGAUGUGUGGAGUUGAAAGGCAAGUCUCUGCAUUCCGGUAAGCUUUCGUCGGUGAAGCUACUCCCGGAGGUCGCCGGAGCUGGGAGGCACUUCGAGUUUCGGUCCAGGUCCAUCCCGGCGUCGAUUGAGUUCGCUCAGGAAUCGCCUCUCUGCACCACGCUGCUGAAAGACGGGCUCAAAAUCCGAACCGUUGAACACUUGUUGUCAGCUCUUGAGGCCAAGGGCGUGGAUAAUUGCAGGAUUCAAAUCGAGAGCGAGUGUGCCGAUGAUCGGGAAGUCGAGGUCCCUAUAUUCGAUGGAUCAGCUCAAGAAUGGGUUGAUGCGAUUGAAGAAGUGGGCAUGAACGUGGCUCAAAACCGUGUUGGUGAAACUGUGGAGAAGAUGGUAGCACGUUUAAACAAGCCUGUGCAAGUUUGCAAGAACGAUUCUUUUGUAGCUGCAUUUCCGGCUCCAGAGACUCGCAUCACUUGUGGCAUCGACUUCCCACAGGUCCCUGCUAUAGGCUGCCAGUGGUUUUCUUGGAAACAUCUGCAUGACUCUUCCUUUGCAAAGGAUAUCGCACCAUCGAGAACUUUUUGUGUCUAUGAAGAGGUGGAGAGAAUGCGUGAAGCAGGGCUUAUUAAAGGAGGUUCUCUGGAUAACGCAAUCGUUUGUAGUGCUGAGCAUGGAUGGAUGAACCCUCCUCUGCGGUUUGAUGAUGAAGCAUGUCGACAUAAGAUCCUGGACCUUAUUGGUGACCUCUCCCUUGUAGCACGAGGCGGAAAUGGAGGGCUCCCUGUGGCUCACAUAGUCGCAUUUAAGGCAAAUGCUCGUUUUAAAACAUCUUCUAGUAUUCUUGAAAUCGAAAGAGGAAACAGUUUUGUGAUAAGAAUGAGUUUUUGUUCUCUCUCUCAAAUGCAGGCGGGUCAUGCACUGCACACUGACUUGGCCCGUCAUCUCACCAUCGACUAA